AUGGCCCAGAACGAUAGCAGUGGCUAUGACCAUGACCCAAUUCUACAGUAUAGACCCGCCUUCGUCGAGUCCUUACCAGUUCAGAUCCUCCUGUCAGGCGUGGUCCUCACGCUUGUCGUCGUUCUGCUUCUUCACCUGCUUUUUACCGCUCAGUAUCACUGGCCUCUAGCUCGUGUCAAUUACACGCUACAGCUUACGGGGGUGAUAACUUUGCUUGCUUCCGUCACCGCUACUAUCUAUGUCAUAUUCUCCUCCAACGUGGAGGAGAGCCAGCACUGGCCGUACAUGUUGAGCUAUCUGGCUGUGAACAUGCCAAAUCAUGGCGUCAAUACAACGGGAAAUACCACUGAUCCUGCUGUGGUAUAUGCACACCGAUGGUCACUUGCCGAGAGUGCUACGUGGACCGUAAUGAAUGCGACUACAUCUAUGGUCAUACAGGUUACCCACAUUCAUUUUCUGACCUUGCUGUUUCCCUCAAACCUGGAGGCAAGACUCAUUUUUGGCCUGCUUGGUCCAUUGGCAAUCAUCUCCGCUGUAAUGCAACUGCUCCCGAUCCUCUACGAGAUGACCCCACUCCCACUCGCGGAGGACACCCGGAACGUGUGCAAUGCAGCUUUGUCAUUGCUGUUCACUUCUGCAUUAAUAAUCUGGGGCUUUUUUGUUAACCGGGAGUCGGCAUGGCGCACCGAUGGCGGGACAUCAGCCUUCGGUGCUGGCGCAAUCGUUCUCGCUCUCAUGUCGACCACGCUCAAUUUCAUCUACAUACCGAGUCAAGACCAAUAUGGAUGGAUGCCAAAACUUAUGUGGAGCGUGGUCAUGUGGCAAAGUUUCCUUGGGUGGUGGUGGUGGGUUGGUUCUGGGAUGGGCGUCGGCGAGCUAGAAGAGCUACUGAUGAAGGAGGAAAAACGUGAAAAAAAGAGGAAACUGAGAGCACAGAGGAGGAAGGAGCAACGGGAGAAGGCCAAGACCAUGUGGAAGGGUGUCACCAGUGCAUUCACAACGAAGCGCGACCACUUUGAGAGCCGAGAUUCCGGCGAGGGGCACGAAGUACUUGACAAUUCUGAACCGCUGAAGGUUCUCGCUUCUGGCAAUGCCCUACCGACUGCAGGUUCAGUUACAAGUGGAUCGUCAAGGAGCAUGCUACCUCUACAAUUUGUAAACCGAUGGUAUGCACGCUUGCGCCAUGCACAUCUUACCGCAGCGAGAAUACAAGCUGUCGAGCGCGUGGAGCGCAUACAUCAAGUGUUCGGCCGUGAAGAGACCCGAAAUGCGAUGCGGGAACCUGGUGCCCAAGUUAUCGGAUGGGGACUAGGUAGCUAUGGAAUACGGGGCGUAGAGCGGGAUCGAAGGGAAGGACAAGAGCUACAGAUUAGGAUUGAAGAGGUCGAUGACAGAAGUGAUCCAGGCAAAAUCGCAGAACCAGAAUUACUGCCGCAGGACCAGUUCUUUCGGCGGCGUGGGUACCAACCUGAACUUCAGCCCUCGCAACAUGUUCCACCUGCGCCAGAGACGGACCUUGAACUUGGGUGGACAUCAUUCUGGUGGUGGGGACCUCUUCGGCGGUGGCGUUUACGGGACUCGACGGCUUACAGGUGA
This is a messenger RNA of Suillus plorans, 1596 nucleotides long. RefSeq lists its product as uncharacterized. The record is from RefSeq and is a predicted model, not a curated record. The coding region runs from base 1 to 1596 and encodes 531 amino acids. The transcript has 3 exons. NCBI's taxonomy places the organism in Eukaryota, Fungi, Basidiomycota, Agaricomycetes, Boletales, Suillaceae.